Penicillium canescens is the source of this 357-nucleotide messenger RNA. RefSeq lists its product as uncharacterized. The transcript is spliced from 2 exons. NCBI's taxonomy places the organism in Eukaryota, Fungi, Ascomycota, Eurotiomycetes, Eurotiales, Aspergillaceae. Bases 1 to 357 code for a protein of 118 amino acids. The record is from RefSeq and is a predicted model, not a curated record.
AUGGCCAUAGUGUCAUCUCGUCGGAACUCAUCUCCAGAAGUAUCUCUGAUCUUCAGAGACUAUUCCAUUCCAAUGAAUCAGAUGAAAGGGCCUUACGCUUUGUCAAGGACACCCAAUGAUCUACGACUCCCCUGGCUUAUGCGGGCGCUUUGCUAUACCCGAGAAGAAGCCUCCAAGAACGUCGACCGAUUUCAUAUCUCGAAUAUCGAGCAGUUGGGUUCACUCAGCGGCAUAAUCGCGGGUGGUCGCAUUAACCAGCCUCUGAAAAUGAUCGGAAGCUGCUCGUUUGAAAAUGACACCCCUCACGGAGAAGGCAAAGCGCUUCUUAAACAAAAGGAAAUGUACACAGUCGAAUGA